GCGAAGGAUAGGCAUAGUCGAACGCCGCUAUCGUGGGCCGCUGAUAGGGGUUAUGAGGCCAUCGUCAAGCUGCUGCUCGAGAAGGGCGCCGACAUCGAGGCGAAGGAUAGGCAUAGUCGAACGCCGCUAUCGCGGGCCGCCCUUAGGGGACACGAGGCCAUCGUCAAGCUGCUGCUCGAGAAGGGCGCCGACGUCGAGGCGAAGGAUAGGCAUAGUCGAACGCCGCUAUCGCGGGCCGCUGAUAGGGGCCAUGAGGCCAUCGUCAAGCUGCUGCUUGACAAGGGCGCUGAAGUAGAGGUGAAGGAUGAAGGUGGUGGGAUGCCGCUAUUGUGGGCCGCCGAGAGGGGGCACGAGGCCAUCGUCAAGCUGCUGCUCGAGAAGGGCGCCGACGUCGAGGCGAAGGACAAACAUGGU
Ilyonectria robusta is the source of this 414-nucleotide messenger RNA. Its product is annotated as ankyrin repeat-containing domain protein. The record is from RefSeq and is a predicted model, not a curated record. The annotation marks the transcript as partial. Lineage: Eukaryota; Fungi; Ascomycota; Sordariomycetes; Hypocreales; Nectriaceae. The transcript has a single exon. Gene Ontology annotation, molecular function: protein binding.